UCGCGGGACAAAACAACUCGAAAACAACCAGUCAACGAAAAACUGUCAAGGAAUCCAUUCCCUGUUCCUUGUCAGUUUUGUCUUUACCAUAUUUUUGGAAAAAAUGGCUGAAAAAUCUUCAAGUGUUGAACCUCCGGUCAAUGGCCAGGAAGCAGAUGAUGACGAAAGUAACGCUAUUACUAUGGUGGAUGUUUUAAAAGAGGAGACUGAAUUGGAAGAGGAUGCCAAUGCGGUGUUGGGUGGAUCUGAUCCCCUAAAUUGCACUUACCCUCAGGGCUAUGUGAAGCGUCAAGCUCUUUAUGCUUGUAUUACAUGCAUUCCAGCUGGCUCUGACCAAAAAAGAGGUGGUGUAUGCCUUGCUUGCAGUUACAGCUGCCAUGAGAAUCACGAUCUUGUAGAGCUGUACACCAAGAGGAAUUUUCGCUGUGAUUGUGGCAACUCACAAUUUGGCAGCAACAAGUGCAACUUGGAGCCAGUGAAAGAAGUAAAUGAAAAGAACAAGUACAAUCAAAAUUUUAAAGGAGUGUACUGCACUUGCAAGAGACCAUAUCCUGAUCCAGAAGACACCAGUGAUGAUGAAAUGAUCCAAUGUAUAAUUUGUGAAGACUGGUAUCAUGGCAGGCACUUGGGAGUUAACAAAGCAAUUCCAAAAGAUUACGGUGAAAUGGUCUGUGAACAGUGCAUGAGCAAACAUUCGUUUUUGUGGAACUAUGCUGGAUUGUGUUUGACUAAAGCAACUUCUUCUGAUCAAGAAGUAGAAGUGGAUCAGGAUCCCUCUACUUUCAAACAAACCUCUGCUUCAGAUGAUGUAGAGCCAUCCACACCCACAAUUCCUAUCAAUGGUUCAGCAGGAGUUGAUUUCAACACCCCUGGCUCUUCAUCCCAAAAGAGCAAUAUUGAAACACCUAUUCAUGAUGGUAAAGAAUGUAUUUUGAUGAACUUUAAACCAGUUGAACAACUUAAGGGAGCAACAUUUUGGCCUGAAGGCUGGCGCAAACAGUUGUGUCUUUGCAUCAAGUGCCUGGUAAAUUAUUCAAUUUCCAUUUAGUUGUGACUUGGUUUC
Molecule: messenger RNA, 1063 nt
Organism: Frankliniella occidentalis (western flower thrips)
Lineage: Eukaryota; Metazoa; Arthropoda; Insecta; Thysanoptera; Thripidae
Product: putative E3 ubiquitin-protein ligase UBR7
Exons: 8
Coding region: 104-1048 (314 amino acids)
Cellular component (GO): cytoplasm
Molecular function (GO): ubiquitin protein ligase activity; zinc ion binding
Source: RefSeq, a predicted model, not a curated record